GGCGGAUGGAGAAGCUCCAGCACUUCCCAAUCCACGUGAGACCGACAUGACGUCCAUUCUGCAUCGCCGCGUGGUUGCCGGUGCCGCCACGGCGCUCUUUGCUUCAUCCGUGUACCCUGUAUACAACCCGCGAUGCAACGACGACGCGAUCCUCCUCGACGAGAACGACCCGAUCGUCCAUGCAACACGAGAGAUUGCGUUCCGCACGGGAGUGACCCAUCCCGAGAACGUUCAAGUAUUUGUCUCCAUGCAAGGAGAAACCGGAGGAGCGUUGGGCGCGAAUUUGUUUGGUCGUGGCAGCGUGUGUAUCUCGAACACUGUCUACAGAGGGUUCCACCUUGACGACGAGGACGACGACGACGAGGAAGAAGAAGACAUUCCGUCGAAGGAAGAAGCCGAAUUCAUCCUUGCCCAUGAAUGCGUACACCUUGCCAAGAACCAUUCGCUCCUCAUGUCAUCGUUUGUGCCGAUGGCGAUGAUCUCCAGCGCGUCGCUGACGACGAAAGUGUCCAACAAAUUCGUUGCGACAUUGCUCGGUGUCGGGUCGCUUGUCGUGGGCGGUAUCUACCUCUCGUGGUGGAUGGAGUACGAAGCCGAUCACGGUGCUGCUUCCCUCGGCCGCCGCUUCCACAUCGGCGGUCUGUCGACUCUCGAGCGCACACGGCGACGGAACUGCAUGCUCAAGGAAAUGCACCCGACACCGUGGAUCACAGAGAGCGGCAAUUACCUUGCGGACACGGCGCAUCCGUGGCUCACGACGCGGAUCGACCACUUGUCUUCCCACGACAUGGACGACUGCCGCAACUGCGCGUUCUGCUCGCUCUUUGUGACGAAAUUCCACACGUAAUCUAUUGUAAUUUAUCCUCCACAUGUCCUCUCAUCCAAGGAAAGGAACGGCUCCUUCGUCCUGCGCGCUUUCCUCGGAGCUUGACCGAUGUAGGACGAUACGGUCACGUCGAGCACGAAGCACAA
This is a messenger RNA of Aphanomyces invadans, 972 nucleotides long. RefSeq lists its product as hypothetical. Lineage: Eukaryota; Oomycota; Saprolegniomycetes; Saprolegniales; Verrucalvaceae. The record is from RefSeq and is a predicted model, not a curated record. Gene Ontology annotation, molecular function: metalloendopeptidase activity. The transcript has a single exon. Gene Ontology annotation, biological process: proteolysis. The coding region runs from base 47 to 847 and encodes 266 amino acids.